This is a messenger RNA of Guillardia theta CCMP2712, 609 nucleotides long. RefSeq lists its product as hypothetical. The record is from RefSeq and is a predicted model, not a curated record. The transcript is spliced from 8 exons. Gene Ontology annotation, cellular component: cytoplasm. The coding region runs from base 1 to 609 and encodes 202 amino acids. NCBI's taxonomy places the organism in Eukaryota, Cryptophyceae, Pyrenomonadales, Geminigeraceae.
AUGCAACAUUCGAAAGAUUCAUCAGAAAUCUGGUGUCAGAAGAGUGAACUCCUGAAAAUGUAUGGGGAUCUCAACGUCACUCUCAGCAGCGCAAAUACUUUUUCUCAUGCUAGGAGGAUCGUCAAAUUCAGCGAUUAUGUCGACCAAUAUUUGAACCAACACACUUUGGAUCAAGUCGCGAAUGAAACCUGGUAUUUGUUUGGAGACAACAAUCAUUCAGAAUGGAAAGAAAUCUUUCAAAGUUACAUUGAGCAAGACUUCUUUUAUGACCAUGAGCGCUUGAAUGGACGUGAAUCAUCCUUGAGCUUUGGGAUCGGAGGAAGCGGGUCUGGCGUUCCGUUCCACGUGCAUGGACCAGGGUUCAGCGAGGUUCUGUGGGGACGCAAGCGAUGGUUCCUCAUGCCCAAGGGUGUUCAACCGGACUUUGACCCAGACGAGACGACGCUUGUGUGGCUUCGUACAAGGUACAACUCAAUGCUUCAGGCUGAAGGAGGACAUGACCUUCUUGAGUGCACAAUUGAACCGGGAGAGCUGCUCUACUUCCCGGACAACUGGUUUCAUGCGACGCUGAACAUUGGUCAGUCUGUGUUCAUGAGCACGUUUGUGUAA